This is a messenger RNA of Rosa chinensis, 799 nucleotides long. RefSeq names its product non-specific lipid transfer protein GPI-anchored 30. The record is from RefSeq and is a predicted model, not a curated record. NCBI's taxonomy places the organism in Eukaryota, Viridiplantae, Streptophyta, Magnoliopsida, Rosales, Rosaceae. Bases 148 to 591 code for a protein of 147 amino acids. The transcript has 2 exons.
AACUAGAUAGUCAGGUACAAGUUCAAGUUGGAUUACCGACUUCCCUUGUAUACAUUCAAUUUAUGCAUGCACAACUGCCAUAUAUAGCUAUAGCGAAGCUAACAGAAAAUCAUCAACAGCAACACAGUAAGAAAAGAGAAGAGGAAGAUGAAGUCUUGGGCAUGCUUUUGUGUUUCUGUUCUAGUGCUACUGUUUGUCAAUCAUAUUAAUGAUGUUGUGGCGCAGGACACAUCAUGCCUAAAUGAGCUUGCUGCUUGCCUAAGCUACCUUAAUGGAACCCGACACCCACCCGACGAUUGUUGCAAUCCUCUGAAGUCGGUGAUCAAGUCGAAGCCAAAAUGCUUGUGCAGUAUGAUAAGCAACCGGGGCACCACUAAAGCCGAGCAAGCAGGCAUCAAUAUCACCGAGGCUCAGCAAUUGCCGGCAAGAUGCGGUCAACACGUCAACCCCAUCUCUUGCCUUUCAAGUAAUUCUCCUAAGAAGUCCAACAAGUCAGUUCCGAAUUCUGCAAAUAUCUAUUCAUUGCCUUCUCGUGCAAGUAUGGUGGCCACAGCGGUGUUUCUUCAGAUUAUAUUGAUUAGCAUCAAAUAGUACACAUGAACAGUUAGGGAAACUGCAUGGAUGCAGCCUAAGACAUGCAGUACGUGCUGUAGGCAUAUGCUCUACUUAAUCUUGUUCUUAUGAUAUAUGUUAUUUACUGGGUGGUUUUCUUUUUUAAACUCGGAUAUUACACGUACACUUAAUGUAUUCAUGAUCGGGUAGCUGUGAUGAUGCUGAACAAUUAACAAAAAUCAAUUCG